This is a messenger RNA of Ahaetulla prasina, 856 nucleotides long. It is a transcript of the gene ZMAT2, whose product is annotated as zinc finger matrin-type 2. Gene Ontology annotation, cellular component: spliceosomal complex; U4/U6 x U5 tri-snRNP complex. The coding region runs from base 19 to 618 and encodes 199 amino acids. The record is from RefSeq and is a predicted model, not a curated record. Lineage: Eukaryota; Metazoa; Chordata; Lepidosauria; Squamata; Colubridae. Gene Ontology annotation, biological process: mRNA splicing, via spliceosome. Gene Ontology annotation, molecular function: nucleic acid binding; zinc ion binding. The transcript has 6 exons.
CGACUCUUCAGAGGCAAGAUGGCGUCGAGCAGCGGGGCUAAAAACUUAGACUUCCGCCGAAAGUGGGACAAAGAUGAAUAUGAGAAGCUUGCAGAGAAACGACUUACGGAAGAAAGAGAGAAGAAAGAUGGCAAACCAGUGCAGCCUAUCAAGCGUGAGCUUCUGCGGCAUCGAGACUAUAAAGUGGAUCUGGAAUCCAAAUUGGGGAAAACUAUUGUUAUUACCAAAACUACUCCUCAAUCUGAGAUGGGAGGGUAUUAUUGUAAUGUAUGUGACUGUGUAGUGAAAGAUUCCAUCAACUUCCUUGAUCAUAUCAAUGGCAAAAAACAUCAGAGGAACCUUGGUAUGUCCAUGAGAGUAGAGCGUUCUACUCUGGAUCAGGUGAAGAAACGUUUUGAAGUGAACAAGAAAAAAAUGGAGGAGAAACAGAAGGAUUAUGACUUUGAGGAGAGGAUGAAGGAGCUCAGAGAAGAGGAGGAAAAGGCCAAAGCCUACAAAAAGGAAAAACAGAGGGAGAAGAAAAGGAGGGCAGAAGAAGAUUUGACAUUUGAAGAGGAUGAUGAAAUGGCUGCUGUAAUGGGUUUCUCUGGUUUUGGCUCAACUAAGAAAACCCACUGACAAGCCAGAAACUGUAUUUUGAACGGCUACUGUUUAUGUCCUGAUGAUGCUUCAAAAUCCUAGAAAGACUUUGCAAAGAAUUUGUAUCCAAAUAACAAGUUGGGAAACAAUUCCACACUUCCCAUGUGGGGUGAUUCUGCCCUACCAUAAUUAAAUCUUCCCUGGUUGAAAAGAUAGCACCACAUUUGCCUGUGUGUUGAUAACUCUAAAUCUCAAAUAAAAAUACUAUCAAAUAAUA